CUUUUUGUUCAGUUGGGGCCAGUCGUAUUCCCCCUCCCCCCCUCCAAAACCAUCACCACCAACAUUGCAUCGCCAUCUUCCUCGGCCAGAUCGACGUUCCCUUGUUUGCAGCAUAUCCCUGUCGACAUUAGACACAGACACAGACACACUGGCUCUUGCGACACGGGUCUCAUGAACCCAGUACACAUCAUCCCGAGACCGGUAGCUGCUCAAUAGCGCCAUGAAUUGAGCCGCACGUCAUCACGAUGCCUCCUCCCGAGUCCCGUCCCCUCCUCCUCCCCCAGAACCGCAAGCUCCGUCAUCUCCGCGGCAUCUACCUCCGGAACCUGAGCUUCGUUCGUCCUCGGGGCCAGACCAUUGACGACACGGCCUUGAACAAGUCAUCCUCGAAGCUCGAUGCCCUCCGUGAUGCCCCUCAGCUGCAUCAUGCUCUCUCCAGCGACAGCCUCCGGCCCAAGCCGCCGCGCCGCCGGAGCACCGCCCUCGCCCACGCCACCCCGGUGACAAGACAGCGCAUGCUGCAAUUCACCAUCGACGGUAGAGCCGCCGAUGCGUUUUUUUCCCUGCACUGCGACGGCGAGGACGAGCCCGUCUACAUUAGCGAGACGAAGGAGCAUGCGACUAAUUUCAACUUUCAAUUUUUCGACCUCAACCACCACGGCCCAUCCGUCACCCGCUCGCCCGUCGUCACUAUCAAGAUCUGGGCGAACCGGACUUCGUGGACGCUGUUGCUCCAAGACACGAUCGACCUUCGAAGUCUACACUUCAUUGGCACCCUCCAAAACCGCAAGUUCCCUCCAAACGGGCUCAUCUUCCAUCUCGCCGACGGCAUCUACUCGCUCGACGUCCUCGGCAAGCCCACGCACGCAAAGGAUCUCCCGCCACUCCAUACCUCGUCUUAUAAUGCUCUCAUGAAACUCGCGACCCUCGACACCUCGAUCCAGGACGCCAUCGCGACACAGGAACAGCUCACGGCCCAGAUUAACGACAUACUUGAGAAGUCGCCCCACAACGAGACGCCCGCCGCCGAGGAAAAGGUGAAGCUGGCCAACAAGUACGUAGCCCACGAGCUACGAUCUCUCAAGGCAGCCGAAAAGCGGCGCGACGAGCUGCGCGAAUCACUCAAGUCGCGCAGGGAAGCUAUUGCGCAAGGCCGUGCCCUACAAGAUAAGCUCGCGAAGGACAUUGUCGAUGCGACGCAGCACCUGGCAGCCUCGAAGGUGGUUCUCGCCAAGACCAAGGAGCAAAUUCGAGGCCAGCGCCGCCGCAUCUGCGCCGACCUCGGCAACAUAUACCAGAUCACACCCUGCCCAUCGGGCCCUCCGCUGUCGUUCCAAAUCGCCGGCCUCGCCCUCCCGAAUACGACAUAUGACACGGCUACUUCUCGCGGCCCCGACGACGACCUGUUGUCCGGUGCACUGGGCCACGUCGCUGCGUUGACGAACGCCCUGCAAUAUUACCUAUCCGUACCCCUGCCGUACCCCGUCACGCCCUUUGGGUCACGCUCGUCCAUUCGCGAUGACAUAUCCCUCCUCACCGAUCUCAACUCGGCCCAAGCAGCCCGCCAACGCGACUUCCCCUUGUACCUUCCCCGAGGCGGCUCCACUGCGGCGCAAUAUCGAUUCGACUACGGCUGGUUUAUCUUGAACAAGGACAUCGAGGCCCUGUGCGCAAGUCAGGGCCUCAAGGUCGUCGACAUUCGUCAUACCCUACCGAAUCUCAAGUACCUGCUCUACGUCUGCAGCGCGGGCAGCGAUGAGGUCCCCGAACGCAAGCGCGGUGGUGUUCGCGGUCUCUGGGCCGGACGUCUGAAGGGCCGCAUUCCUUCCUCUGCUGUCAUUGCCGGUGACGGAGAUACAAGCAGCGUCGGCGGCAGUCGUCGCGGUAGUACCGAUAGCGAGGUGCUCAGCCGACAGCGCGACGAGCUCCGGAGAGCAAUGACCGUUCGUGAUGGGGCCGAGUCGCCCAUCGACCACAGCCACAACGGCACCGGCAACGGCAACGGUAACGGUAACGGCGGAUCCGCAGGCCUGCCCUUUGGCGAGGUGAAAGUCUCGCUGAGGACGAAGGGCAUGAGGGAGAACGCAGGAAAGUAGGCAGCUAUCAUUAGUAACGAACGAUCUGGGCUUGGACACAAGGGAACAGAUCACAGCGGGCGGGGGAGGAGGGUCGGUUGAUUACAUUACUGCGUGGUUUCACUAUCGAGAUACCCCGGCCUUCAAGUCGCUGCCGCCACUAAUAAAAAUGUUAAUUGUUGCAGGCGACCAAAGCCAAGCUUUCCUGGGAAUCAUCCGUCUUUUUCACACCACCCACUGCGCCCGUGUCCCCUCAGAUUUGGAGAACUCGCCGAAUCCUUUGUGAACGAGAAUUGCUCUAGUACACCCUUCUCGCUCGACCUCCCCCCCCCCCCCCCCCCGUAAUGCGCCGUUAAAAACAAAUUACCUCGUCCCAUCCUGCCAUC
This is a messenger RNA of Colletotrichum destructivum, 2461 nucleotides long. RefSeq lists its product as uncharacterized. Lineage: Eukaryota; Fungi; Ascomycota; Sordariomycetes; Glomerellales; Glomerellaceae. Gene Ontology annotation, molecular function: SNARE binding. The transcript is spliced from 2 exons. Gene Ontology annotation, biological process: SNARE complex assembly. The coding region runs from base 246 to 2096 and encodes 616 amino acids. Gene Ontology annotation, cellular component: lytic vacuole; endosome. The record is from RefSeq and is a predicted model, not a curated record.